AGCAGGAGAGUUGGAACCAGGCCAGCAAGCAGGAACAGGGUGACAGCCAAGAUUCUUGAGUGUCCUGAGCUUGGAAUACAGUUUGGAGAGGAGGAACACAUGGUUUCAUGGUUGGACCCUGACCUGAGAGACCAGGGCUCGAAUCCCCACCCAGCUGUUAAGCUCACUGGGUGACCUUGGGCCAGUCACUGCCUCACACUGCCUUAAAUAACCUUCCUCACAGGGUUGUUGUGAGGAUAAAAAUGGAGAGGGGGAACUAUGUAUGCCUCCUUGAGCUCCUUGGAGGAAAGUUCCUGAAACCGGUCCAGUAUGGACACUGGACAUUAUCUGCAGAGGAUCGGGUACCGGGGCCCCACCCAGCCUUCCCUGGAGACCUUGUGCCAUCUCCACCCUUGCCACCUCCUCUCUGUGCCCUUUGAGAGCCUCGGCAUCCAUUGCAAGGAGCUCAUUGUCCUGGACUUGCCCCUUCUCUACGACAAGAUCAUCCGGCGCCAUCGGGGAGGCUUCUGUUUCGAGCUGAACGGCCUUUUCCUGUGGCUACUGCAGGUGUUAGGAUUUGAUGCCAAAGCUGUGGCUGGGCGUGUCCGGAACCGUUUCACGGGGCGUUAUGGUCCCCCGUUGGACCACAUGGUGAUUUUGGUGCAGCUGGAUGGGCAACGGCUGCUCUGCGACGUUGGCUUUGGUGAAGGUUUUAUGGAGCCGUUAGAAUUGAAGCUCGCAACGGAGCAAGUCCAGGAAGGGGGGACUAAGCAGAAGGGCUUGCAGAAUCUCACCAAAGGUAUCCGUGAGCAGCCUUUCCCUGGCUGGGCCCCAGCAACUGGCAGUCUGCAGGAGGUGUUGCGGCAGCCUGAAUACUAUCCAUAUGGAGAUGCACCAAUGUUCGAGGGCACCUUUGUGCAGGUAACCAAGAGGGGUGAAUACGUUGGCAUCCACGACCAGCCCAAUGUAAUCACCAUGGGUGUUUUAGCCAGCAGCCCAUCUCUACUACUUCCUGACCAGAUGAUCAUGGCCCAAGUAAAGAAAGGUGUCAAAAUCACAAAGGCAAAGGUGAAAGACCUGGAGAUCACUCGGUUGAUCCCUCUACACCUGGUGAAGAUUUUUGUGCAUAACGUGGAUGAGCGACAGCUGAAAGUAAAGUUGGCAACAGGGCAAAUAUAUUAUCUGCAACUCUGUGCCCCCAAAGGGGAUGAGAACUUCCUCUUUGAGCGCUGGAUUCGCCUUGCUUACAUGUUGCACGAGGCCAGCGGCAGGAUCAGUGCUCCAGUCAGCUUCACCUCGAAGGAAUCGGGGCUUCACACGAUACGGACGAGUGCUAGGUUGCGUGCUACAUCUGAGAAGAUUUUCCCCAGAAAGGGUGAGUCUGAAUUAAAUAGGGAAGAAAGACAGGCUGAUGUUUCAGUGGCUGCUGGACCUUCUGAAGUGGGUGCCAAGUCAAUGGCAGCUGGCCCAUCCAGACCAACCAGUCAGCCAGCUCAAAUGACUUCUGAGAAACCUGCAGCCGCAGUUGCUCCUUCUGAGCCAGGGAGUCGGGGCCAGGAAAGUGCCGCACAUUCACAGACAGCAAAUGUGAAAUCCCAGGAGCCUAGCAAGGCACAGAGUACCAGGCCACAGACGCCUUCAAGCCGCUCCCCAAAGAAGGGGCGCUCCACUUCUUGGAGCCCAUCACGGAAGGAAAAGAAGUCUGGGCUACAAGUCCACAGGACAACAGCAUCAGUAGCAGUGGGGCCUUCUCAACAAGGCUGGAAGACUGUGGGUGUGGGGCCCUCCAUGGUGGUUGGCCUGAUUACAAGCAGGCCCCAGAGUGGAGCACUGGGAACAGAUAAAGAAAGUAAAGAACUAGCCAAGCAGAUCCAGCCAAGCAGUGCUGCAGGGAAACAGGAACCCCCCAGGUAUGCUGGCUGGGAGAACCAAGUGGCAGAUGUUCAGGGUGAGAAGUACAGUCUCAGCAAUCUGGGUUGGGCAAGAUAA
Rhineura floridana is the source of this 1968-nucleotide messenger RNA. Its product is annotated as Golgi-associated RAB2 interactor protein 3-like. The record is from RefSeq and is a predicted model, not a curated record. Gene Ontology annotation, cellular component: nucleus. The transcript is spliced from 6 exons. Gene Ontology annotation, molecular function: acetyltransferase activity. Lineage: Eukaryota; Metazoa; Chordata; Lepidosauria; Squamata; Rhineuridae. Bases 310 to 1968 code for a protein of 552 amino acids.